AUGUCGACGAAGACGGAGUCGGCGAAUUUGUCCCGCGUGGACGCAGCCAAGGCAGCGCUACGACAGCAGUGGCAGACAACUAUCCGUGCCGUGCGUCCGCUGCCCAACCACAAGUACUUGGUCAAGGGCGACGCGAUGGCUUUGGCCGCGCUCACGAGCGACAACCUCGGAAUAUGCCUCCUCGCCUGCACCAUAUUGGGAUCGAUGGGCAUCGAGAACGACCUCCUAUACGGCACCAUGCUGCCGGCCAUUGGCCUCGCCGUCCUCUUUGGCAAUGGAGCUUACUGGCUGCAAGCGCGGCGUAUGGCGGCCGAGAGUGGCCGCGAGAGUGUUUGCUGCCAGCCUUUCGGGAUCAACGCUCCCAACGUCUUCAUCUUCUCCUUUAGCAUCAUCGCCAACGAGCUGCGCGACGGCCGCAGUCCAGAGGAGGCUUACAACAUGGCGGUGGCGUGCUCCUUCCUGACCGGUUGCGUGCAGCUGAUCUGCGUCCCCCUCGCGCCGCUUGUGGCCAAGUACACGCCGCAGGUGGCGAUGCUCGGAUGCAUCGCUGGCGUGGCGCUCGUCUACCUGUGCCUCGGCCCAAUCGUCGACUACCUCGCUGAGGAGCCGAUCAGGGCGUCGUGCAGCCCUGUUGUUGGUAUAAUCAUAGGAGCCUACGGCGGGGUGCAGACCAACCUUCCCAUCAUCACGUAUGCCAUCGUGCUGGGCGUCGCCAUUGCGUGGGGGCAGGGAGGCGUCGGCGAAGAGGUUGACGGCCACCCGGCCUACGCAAACAAAGAGGCUCUCACGAGCAUCGAGGGGAUCGGCCCCAAGCAAAUUUCGCCCGUGCACUUCUGGGACGAGCUGUCAGAGGCGGUGUCCAAGUACCUCGGGGUGAUCCUCCCGGCGGGGCUCUCCGUCAUCGUCGGAGACAUCACCUGCUGCGAGCUGUGCGGGCUUGGCGGCGACAGCUACUCUGUGCGCGAGACGGCGUUCUAUGACGCCAUCUUCACGCUCGCGGCCGCGCUAAUGGGAAGCAUGCUCCAGGUGACGACCUACCCGAACCACCCGGGCUACUCGCGGCUGGGCGGCCGCACGGGCUACUCGCUCAUCCACGCGGUGAUCUUUGCGCUGGUGCCGCUCUUUCUCGUCCUCAUCCCGGUCCACGCCAUAUCGCCGACGGUGGUGUUUGUUGGCCUCAUGAUCAUCACCGAGGGCAUCAUGGCGUGCAAGAACAGGCACAGCAGUCGGCUCACGCUCGCGCACACGUGCCUCUGUCUCAGCUCUUUCCCCUCCUUCGCGCGCAGGCCUCACCUCUUCGCCGCGCUCGUCCUCGCCAUCCUGCCCGCCGUGGCCAACUACUGCCAGUCCCAAAACGUGCACACGCCCCCGAUCGACGCGCUCGCCAACGGCUACAUCAUCACCGGCCUCUGCUGGGCGGCAAUGUUCAUCACUCUCAUCGAGUGCGAUUUUGUCAAGUGCGCGAUGUGGGUGUCGGUGCUCUGCUUCCUCUCCUUCUUCGGCAUCAUCCACAGCACCACCAAGGCGUGGGAGAACCCUGUCGAUGGCGAGGACUUUCCCGACAUUCACAACACCGACCAGGUGUGGCGGUGGACUGCGGGCUACGGCACGCUGCUGCCCACGCUGCUCGUGUUCUGGCUCAUGCAGCGCUACCAGGGGUGGUGCGAGAAGCACCUCGGCAUCCGCUUCGCCAAGCCGCGCAAGCCGGCCGAGCCGCCGCGCGCCACCCGGACGAGCGUUUGGGUCGACAUGUACGCGUCGCAGGACCAGCGCAAAGACAGCACGGCGCACAUUGUCGGGCUCUCCCGCUGCUCGAUGGCAAACUCCGAGUGGAGGGAGACGACGGCCGCGGAUGUGCUGUCCAGCCCCCCCGCCCACCUCUCGUGA
Molecule: messenger RNA, 1887 nt
Organism: Emiliania huxleyi CCMP1516
Lineage: Eukaryota; Haptophyta; Isochrysidales; Noelaerhabdaceae
Exons: 4
Coding region: 1-1887 (628 amino acids)
Source: RefSeq, a predicted model, not a curated record